Molecule: messenger RNA, 567 nt
Organism: Rotaria sordida
Lineage: Eukaryota; Metazoa; Rotifera; Eurotatoria; Philodinida; Philodinidae
Source: the annotation of a GenBank genome assembly
AUGUCUACGAUGAUUUCAGAUAUUGAAAGAAUCAAUCAUUUCGAAUGGCGUUUAAAACGUUUAGAAGAUUUUAUUGGAAAAUCAGAUAAAAAAAAUAUUAUUGAAAUAAUCAAUGAUCUCAAUGAGAAGAUUAUUGAACAUGCAAGCAAUAUGGCUAAUGCAAACAUAUUAAUAAAAAAAGCUGAUAUGAUCAAUCAUUUAACAAGUUCGGAUUUUCAACGUUAUCUAAUGAGAGAUCGAUCAACAAAACUUGAACUGAUUCUUGCUGAUGACGAACGUAUUCGUGAUAUAACAAAAAAUCUCUCAGAAAUUGAUACAUUAGCACGUGUACUUGAUGGUGAAUAUUUUCAAGAAAUACCAAAGUUAUUCAAUACACUGAGUAAAUUAUUAACUAUUCAUAAUAAUAUCAAGAAUCAAUAUGGUGAAUUUACUGAAGAGUUAAGCACUUUUUUACAAGAUUAUGCUGCAUUUACUUUAAUGAUGGAUGAAAAUCUUCAACAUUAUAAAACAAUUUUACAUAAAAAUCAACAAAGAUCAUCAAUUAUUGAAGAUAAUCCAAUUGAAUAA